AUGGAUCUGGACGGGCUAGAUUCGGGCUCGAACUCCAUCCUUGGGGGCCAGACGGGAGGAUUUGGAGGCAUUGGUGGCGGCCUGGAGGCGCUGGCGGGGAGAAGCGAGGGCGAGCACGACGCGGUGUCCAGGGCGCUCAUGGAAUUCGUGGCGUCGGAGGGAGCGGGCCCAGGUGGCCCGGAGGCAGAGGAGGAAGGAGAGAUCUGGCCGAUCCCAAUCUUCGGCGACCACGCCAUGUGCGACUCCAUGCCCCUCCUGGACCCCCUGGCCUGCCCGCGGUACGACCGCCCCGGCCUGACGCCCAUCACCUGCCCGGCGGGCCUGGCCACCAGCGAGCGCAGCAUCCAGCAGCCCUUCUCCGCGCGCUGCUUCACCAACCAGGCCCGGGCCCCCUGGCCCGACGUGCCGCCCGUCCAGAGGAACAGCAGCUCGGCGCCCAACCGGCGGGCCAAAUCCUUCGGCUCCCCCGAGGCCAUCGGUCUCUCCGACGCGGCCCUGGAACUGGGCCUGCCCGGCGGAUCCAUGCGGAUCGACGGCAUGGGCCCCGGGGAGCAGUGCCCUGACGCGUACUGGGCGCAGAUGGAGCAGGACCUCGUGUCGCCGCGCGUCGCGGAGGGGGCAUUGAGGAAACGGCCCAGUCCGUCGCUGAGCGGCGAGGGUGCGACGUCUUCACAGUCGUCGGGCACGCCGGUGGGCAGCCGAGUGCGGGGGACGAUCCAGCAGGUGUACCUGAAGCGGCGGGGGUCUGCGCGCGGGAGGGGGGUUUCGAAGCGGACACCCGCGGGGGAGAGCGCAGCCGUGCAGCAGCCCAGCGUGGGGUCGUCGGAGGUGGACGGCGUGGCGGAGGGGUCGGUGCUGGCCGACGGCGGGCCCGAGGGCCAGGCGCUGGACUCGCCGCCGAAGGAGGCCAAGGCCGGGCGCGUGAGGGGCAAGGCGGCGCAGAAGACGUCGCAGUACAACGGGGUCAGCAAGCACAGGAGGAGCGGAAGGUGGGAGGCCCACAUUUGGGUGAACGACUUCGGGCGCCAGAUCUACCUCGGAGGCUUCGACGUCCCAGAAGACGCCGCGGCUGCGUACGACAUGGUGGCCAUCAAGAGCAAGGGGCUCAAGGCAUCCACCAACUUUGACGUCGGCAGGUACCUUCCACUGUGGGACUGGCUGCAGACCGUGACCCUCCCCGAGCUGGUUACGCACAUGAGGCGGCGCAGCAAGGGCUUCUCAAGGGGCACCUCGAAGUACAGGGGCGUGACGCGCCAUCCGACAGGCCGAUGGGAGUCCCGCAUCGGCGUGCACGGCAGCCGCCACAUCUACCUUGGUCUGUACCCGGAAGAAGAAGCCGCUGCGAAGCACUACGACCGGGCGCUGGUGCGCCUGAGGGGCGUCAGCGCCGCCACCAAUUUCAGCCUUUCCGGAUACGCGAACGAGCUGUCGGAGCACAAGUGGAUGCAACAGCAGCUGGCGGCGGACCGCAAGGAGACUCUUGGGACCACGAAAUACAACAAGUGGGUGAGGCAUGGCGGCAAGGACGUGGCCAUCUUCAACUGA
Molecule: messenger RNA, 1545 nt
Organism: Ostreobium quekettii
Lineage: Eukaryota; Viridiplantae; Chlorophyta; Ulvophyceae; Bryopsidales; Ostreobiaceae
Source: the annotation of a GenBank genome assembly